Messenger RNA from Chelonus insularis, 2332 nucleotides. Its product is annotated as minor histocompatibility antigen H13. The record is from RefSeq and is a predicted model, not a curated record. The coding region runs from base 103 to 1287 and encodes 394 amino acids. Gene Ontology annotation, cellular component: membrane; lumenal side of endoplasmic reticulum membrane; cytoplasmic side of endoplasmic reticulum membrane. Lineage: Eukaryota; Metazoa; Arthropoda; Insecta; Hymenoptera; Braconidae. Gene Ontology annotation, biological process: membrane protein proteolysis. Gene Ontology annotation, molecular function: aspartic endopeptidase activity, intramembrane cleaving. The transcript has 5 exons.
AGGGUUCAUGUUUAUGUCGUGAGUCACAGAGUUGUGUACACGUAUCAGCUCACGAGAUUGUUGAAUUUUUUUGGUUUGACCAGUUCUUCAUUAGGCUUCAAUAUGGAUGGUGCAGCAAGUGAAGUGUUGACUAAAGUUAACGAAAGUUUAGUUGACAAUGCAAAUUCGUCGUCAACUAGAAUACCUUCUACGCCAGAAGGAAUGGCUUUGGCCUACAGUAGUCUUAUUGUAAUGGCAGUAUUACCGAUUUUCCUUGGUAGUUACCGGUCUGUUAAACAUCUUAAGGAACAAAAGGAAGCUUUCAAAGCUGGAGGUGAGAAGCCAGAGACGAUGACACAGAAAGAUGCGUGCAUGUUUCCUCUAGUUUCCAGUGCUGCAUUAUUCGGAUUAUACUUAUUCUUUCAAGUAUUUUCGAAAGAGUACAUUAAUCUCGUACUGACUGGAUAUUUCUUUUUCCUUGGCAUCUUAGCUCUUUGCCAUUUGACAAGCCCUGUUAUAUCUUCGUUGGUGCCUGCUAUGAUUCCUAAAACUCCAUAUCAUAUAAAAUUUACCAAAGGAGAAGGAGACGAUGCCAAUGCUGUGAUAGAUUAUAAAUUCAAUCUUCAUGAUAUUGUAUGUUUAGUCUGUUGUUCAAUGGUUGGAGCCUGGUAUUUAUUAAAAAAACAUUGGAUUGCAAACAAUCUCUUUGGAAUUGCUUUCGCAAUUAAUGCUGUUGAAUUGCUGCACCUGAAUAACAUUGUGACUGGAUGUAUUUUACUUGGAGGACUAUUUAUUUACGAUAUAUUCUGGGUUUUUGGCACUAACGUCAUGGUAGUUGUUGCAAAAUCAUUUGAAGCUCCAAUCAAACUUGUUUUCCCUCAAGAUUUAUUGGAGCGAGGAUUCAAUGCCAGAAAUUUUGCAAUGUUGGGUUUAGGAGACAUCGUAGUUCCAGGGACCUUUAUUGCAAUGUUGCUCAGAUAUGAUCACAGUUUAAAACGAAAGUCUAAUACAUACUUUUAUUCUACUUUCUUAGCGUAUUUCUUAGGAUUAUUAGCUACAAUGUUGAUUAUGCAUUUAUUUAAUCAUGCUCAACCAGCUCUUCUAUACUUGGUACCUGCAUGUAUAGGAACGCCUUUGUUAGUAGCGUUAAUUAAAGGAGAUAUGACAUCUCUUUUCCAUUAUGAAGACCAUCCAACAACACCUGAAACUGAAAAUUCUGAAAAGCUAGAAAAAUCUAAAAGAAAAGGAAAAGUUCAAGGAAAACGAAAUGAAGAACUUGAAGAAGUUGAUUCAAAAAAAGAUAAAUAGUUGUUGAAAAAAGAUAGCUAGUCUUAGUUGAAAAAAAUUGGAGCGAGAAUUUUUAAAGGAUUUGUUUAUGAAUUACCAUUAAUUGCGCCACAGGAUUUACUUAAUGGUCAAUGCAAGGUGUAAUAGACGUGAAUCUGAACCCAUUUACCUGUUCAAUUUUCACCAUUUAAUUGCUUCCUUUUUCUUUUUUUGAUGAGUACCUUUUUUAGAAUGUAAUCGGAAUAAUUUUUUUAAUCCGAGUAAACAACACAAAGACAAUAUUUUUAUUAUAAAAAAUUGAUAAAUACAUUGAAAGAGAUUUGACGAUUCUGACGAUUUUUCUCCUCAGAUACCAUUAUGCAAAAAAAGUCACAAAUAAUGUUAUAAAAAUACUUUGACAGACCAUAAAUAUAGAUAAUAAUCAAUAAAUAUUCAUCAAACUUCAAUAUAUUUGUCACGAAUCAAUAGCUCUGUGAAAAGUGAUUGUAAUUGUCAAUUAAAUGAUAAACAUAUAAUUCCUUUUUGUUCGUUCGACAAUAAAAGUGACAAAGUGGUAUCGAUUACUUAUUUUUAGUUAUGAAUUUACAACUUUCGAUAAUUUUUCAUUCAUUGAUAUUAAUUUUCGUGUAUUAAUAUCAACUGUUUGACAUUAUUUUUACUAACUAGUGCGAAUAACAAUUAAACCGAAUUAUUGUAUUGUAUAUUGUUAAUCUUCAAUACUGUACAAAAGCACUAAAUUAUAACAUUUUAUAUUAUUAUAAUAUAAGUUGAAAAUGCGUUGGUUAAUCAAUUUGUUAUUAAACAAUUUUCUAUGCUGCUUUAUCUUCAUUUCUUUAAUAUACUUUGUAUAAUGGUAAAUUAUUUAGUUUAUAUUUAAUCAAAUAUUCCGACGUAUUUACUUCAAUAAUUAUUGCUAUUGUUAUAAUUAUACAAUAUAGUAAAAUGAAUAUAACGCACAAUUGUUUAUUUCGAACGAUGGUAUAAGGCAUUUAUAUAAACAUAAUUAAGUUACUGAUGUACUUUUGCGUCAUGUGAAGUAAUAAAUUAAACCCAAUGCGACAAAACA